This is a messenger RNA of Pelobates fuscus (common spadefoot toad), 1098 nucleotides long. Its product is annotated as integrase/recombinase xerD homolog. The record is from RefSeq and is a predicted model, not a curated record. Gene Ontology annotation, molecular function: DNA binding. The coding region runs from base 1 to 1098 and encodes 365 amino acids. Lineage: Eukaryota; Metazoa; Chordata; Amphibia; Anura; Pelobatidae. The transcript has a single exon. Gene Ontology annotation, biological process: DNA integration; DNA recombination.
AUGGAGGUCACAACCUUGGUUUCCUCAAUUAUUGGAAAUGUCGAUAGAUUUCCCACAAUUGUUGCCGGACAUUCCAUACCUCUUAACCAACCCAGAGGGAAUGAGUCACGAACUGGUCAACCAAGGCCUACUACAACUGAUGGCAUGGCUCAUUUCAGGAGAUCAUGGAAUCUCGAGGAGGUUUCGCAGACGACACUCAGUCUCUUGGCAGAGUCAUGGGCACCAGGUACCAGACGUGCCUACGAAUCGGCUUGGAGAAAAUGGUCUGAUUGGUGCAUGGGACAGUCAAUGGAUCCCAUAUCAGCUUCUACAGAAGCAGUCCUACAAUUUCUGACUCUACUCUUUGAGACAGGGAAAGCCUUUCGUACUAUAAAUCUGUACAGGUCAGCUAUAUCGGCGAGACAUAUGGGGUUGGAUGGCACCCCAAUAGGUAAGCAUGCCCUUAUCUGUCGUUUACUCAAAGGCAUCCGUCUUACUCGACCUCCUCAAACUCGAUAUUCUUCCUUUUGGGAUGUCAAUGUGAUGUUGCGAUUGAUCGAAUCGUGGCCAAUGAACCAGGAACUUUCACUGAAACAAUUGUCGGGCAAACUGUUGAUGCUGUUUUGUUUACUUUCUUGUAAACGAGUCGCUGAUGUCAGGGCGCUAGACUGGCAUGCACGUGUCUUUACCCCAAAAGGAGUAUCCUUCAAUAUUUCACGUAGAAUGAAAUCCUCGACUAAGGAAGUUUUCUACCCAUCAUUGCCAGACAACCCAAAUUUGUGCCCGGUGUUAUGUCUAAAGGAAUAUGAGCAUCGCACGGCCUCACUCCGUCCAGGACAGAUCCAUCCACUGUUCAUCUCAUUCAAACGACCUCACCUACCAGUAUCUACUGCUACUUUAGCUCGUUGGAUCAAGUGGUUGCUGUCUAUGGCAGGCAUAGACACCUCGAUUUUUUCCGCACAUUCCGUUCGCGGAGCCAUGGCCUCUAAAGCGUCCAUGUUGGGUUGUAAAUUGGAAGAUAUACUACGGGCAGCCGACUGGUCGAAUGAGUCUACAUUUCGUAAUUUCUAUUUACGCCCAGUGCAGAACAUUUCGAAUACAGUGGUUGCUCAGCUUUGA